Drosophila albomicans is the source of this 395-nucleotide messenger RNA. Its product is annotated as neuropeptide-like protein 32. The record is from RefSeq and is a predicted model, not a curated record. Lineage: Eukaryota; Metazoa; Arthropoda; Insecta; Diptera; Drosophilidae. The transcript has a single exon. The coding region runs from base 45 to 395 and encodes 116 amino acids.
GGACUUCGUUAUGACCAGAAACGUUUCACUCAUAGUCAAGGGCAAUGCACAGUGUUCUUCUGUACGUGUAUCUAAUAGUGCUAAGUGCUUGUGCUCUGCUCUCGAGCAGCACCCAACUGGGCGACCCCACAGCGGAAAUGAAGCAACUGACUCUGGCGGAUGUAAAUCAGGCAACGGAGCAGCAGGAGCUAGCGGCUGUACGCUUGGCCAGACAGUUGGGUUUCGGUCGACGCUUUGGCAGAUUUGGUCCUGGCGGAGGAUUUGGAGGCGGCGGAGGAGGAUUCGGUCCCGGUCCGGGCUUUGGUGGUGGAGGCUUUGGCGGUCGGCGAUUUCUUGGCAGACGUCGCUUCGCCAACCCUGGUUUCUUUCCACAACCUUUGGGAUUUUUCGGCUAA